UGUACGUGAGGAGAUCAUCUAGUACAUAGGACAAAGCAAGACUUCCCUGGCACUGGAUGGUUGCUAGAGAGGUGUGAGGGAGAGUACUUGGGACUAGUUGGCAGAUUUUAACAGAACACAUGCAGGGGGAAUAGCAAAGCCAGCUGUAGAGUUUGAAGUGAGGAAGACAAAUGCAGAAUCGUUUAUAAUAUCACAGCAAACAAAAACAGAUAUUACACAUACAGGCUGUAACACACAGACACAAGACGCUGGUAAAAAAAAACACACAGACACACAAGAAUCAAAAUACAAUAUAGGCACAUGCAUAGGGACUCACACUAACAUAUACAGUUAUACAGACACGCAGACAUAAAUCGGUAAAAUGUAACUUUUAUUACCAUAUAGUUCUAGAUCACUGUAAUAGAUAGAUAGAAAGAUAGAGAUAGAUAGAUAGAUAUAAAUAGAUAGAUAGACAGAUAGAGAUAGAUAGAUAGAUAGAUAGAUAGAUAGAUAGAUAGAUAGAUAGAUAGAUAGAUAGAUAGAUCGAUAGGUAGGUAGAUGUAAAUAGAUAGAUAGAGAUAGAUAUAGGUAGAUAUAGAUAGAUAGAUAGAUAGAUAGAUAGAUAUAGAAAGAUAGAUAGAUAUAGAUAGCUGUACAUUCAGGUAUACACACUCAUAUUGUAUAUAACAACAUACAAAUGCACAGUCAAAGGUCAGUGUAGACUUACAAAUAGGGAGCCCACAACCAGACAGAUAUAUACUCAGUCACACGCGUACAGACAGACUCAUACACAUUCAAGCUCACACCCAUUUACACAUGCAGCUGUCUCAGCCUGAGGGAGGUUGGUGUCAGAGUUUCCAGGCAAGCUCAAUAUACUGAGCUCCUAAUCUUAGCCGCUGGAAUUCAGCUUCCCCUUGUUUCUCCUGAAGAGUUUUGGGGGACAUGGUGAGGGUAUCACUGGGGUCUCAGCAUGGCAGAAAUACAGGAAGGAAGCCGGCUGAAUCGGAGGACACAAUUUAAGGACCGUGCAUCCAAGACUUGGAAACGCCUGCGGAGGAGGCUAUCUGCUCCCCUAGAGCUGGAAGUCGAGGCCAAGAAGGCAUGUGAUUGGCUGCGAGCUGCAGGAUUUCCUCAGUACGCUCAACUAUAUGAAGACUCGCAGUUUCCUGUGGAUAUUGCGUGUGUGAAGCGCGAUCACCGCUUCCUUGACCAGGAUUCCCUCAAAUCUCUCUGCAGGCGGCUAAUGACCCUUAAUUCAUGUGCGCCUAUGAAGCUUGAUGUUCAUUUCCACCGUAAACAGAAUGAAGACUCAGAUGAAGAUGAUCAGUGUGCGAUUAGUGAUCGUUGGGAGUUCCAGAGGGACCAGGGCCGCUGGUCUCGACUGGACUCCGUGGAUCUUCUCUCCCCAACAUAUGCUGGACCCCCUACCAUGAAAAGUACAUCUAGUCGAGACAGCAUACUGACAGACCUAAGCACAGAGCUGGAAGCCACAUCAUUACAGAGUGCAGAAAGUAGCAGGGGUUUCAUUACACCGCCACAGGAGGCGUCGUCCUUAUCUAGCACACCUGCUCCAUACAAACCAUGCAGGAGUCUAAGUGACCAGUCUCUGGCUCCUCAACACCGAGGACUAAAAGAAAAACCAACUAAGAAAAGAAAGACCAGAGGCUUUUUGAAGAGAAUGGAAUCGCUGCGACGCAGAGAGAAAGACAAAGGGAAGCAGAAAAUGCAGACAGAAAGCUCUUGUAGCCCUACUUUGGUGGUUUCUGUAACAAAUAAUGGGAAUAUUCCAAACCAAUGCUACGAUGGGGACAUUCCAGAGUAUGAGAAGGAUUUCCUACAUCCUGGUUAUAGGACUACAAGUACAUCCAGUGGUAGCCUUAGAAAGCAAAAGCUGGAUGGUCAGUGUAGGGGAGUUUAUUUGGAAGACUUUGAAAUUAGUGAAAAGGAUGGGGUACGACAAAGACUUUGCCAGAAGCCAGAUCGUCUUGUGUGCAUACCUACAGACCACAAACCUGGCACCUUCCCCAGGUCAAUCUCCAUUGAGAGUUUGUGCCCAGCAAACAGGAUACCCCUGGAGAGCUGGAAGAUGGGGAGCAAAUCCUUGGGGCACUCUGUUUGCAGCAGCAUGGACUCUCAUGGGUUGGAGGGAAGACAAAGGAGAGGUUCAUUUAGCUCUAUAGGAAGUCGCUCGAGUAUCUAUGAUAAUGUACCCCCCUCACGGGCAAGCAGCUCUGACCUUUUGGAGCUGGGAAUAGGUGGUGAUCCCUUUGGACAUCUGGAUGAUGUUCUCCAUCAUGUUCGGGGUCUGCAGCGGAUGGUGGAGCUGUGGUCACGAGCAGUGUGUCCAGAGCUUGAUGAGGGUACUGACUCUGGGGGUGAACAAGCUGGACAUCUCCCCUAUGAGGAGAGAUCUAUGUCUGAUGUGGGAACCUCAGCCAGUGAUUUCGACAGCAUUGGAAAUUCACUUAAUGAAACAGAGGAUACAGAUAUGAGAGAGAGAAGGGAUUCUGGUGUGGGAGCAUCAUUAACCAGGCCAUGCAGGAAGUUGCGCUGGCACAGCUUCCAAAACUCUCACCGACCAAGCCUCAGUUCUGCAUCGCUUGAGAUCAACAGACAGUCGGCAGCACAGCUCAACCUCCUGCAGAAGCUGUCCCUGCUCAGGCUCACUGCCAUCAUGGAGAAGUACUCUGUGCCCAGCAAGCAGGGGUGGGCAUGGACAGUGCCCAAAUUUAUGAAAAGGAGCAAAGUUCCUGACUACAGAGGCAGAGCCGUGUUUGGGGUUCCACCGAUCAUCAAUGUCCAGAGGACAGGGCAACCUCUCCCCCAGAGCAUUCAGCAAGCCAUGCGCUACAUCCGUAGCCAGUGUUUAGACCAGGUUGGAAUCUUCAGGAAGUCUGGGGUAAAAUCUCGUAUCCAACUCCUGCGGCAGAUGAAUGAGGCUUCUCCAGACCAUGUCAGUUAUGUGGGGCAGUCAGCAUAUGAUGUAGCUGACCUGCUGAAGCAGUAUUUCCGAGACCUUCCAGAGCCUAUCUUCACCACCAAGUUGACGGACACUUUUUUACAAAUUUACCAAUAUGUACCCAAGGAUCAGAGGUUGCGAGCAGUGCAGGCUGCAAUAUUAUUAAUGCCUGAUGAGAACAGGGAUGUUUUGCAGUCAUUACUAUACUUCCUGAGUGACAUCUCCUCCUCUCAGGAAAAUCAGAUGACUGCCGGGAACCUGGCUGUGUGUCUGGCACCUUCAGUAUUCCACCUCAACAUCUCAAAAAAGGAGAGCACUUCUCCAAGGGUCAUGCAGAAGAGAGGAGCUUCCGGGAAACCAGAUCAUAAGGAUCUUAGUGAGAAUAUGGCAGCCACACAAGGCUUGUUGCAUAUGGUUACAGAGUGCAAGAAACUCUUCCAGAUACCGCAUGACAUGAUGCUUCAAUCACGGAAUUCAUACAUAGCUGCUGAUGCUCAUCCUCUGCCCCUAGAGGUGCUUCGUAGGGCCUCUGAUGAAGAUGCACAUGAUUUCUCUUCUUUUAUGGAUAAUAGCAUCCAGAGUCUUCUCCGAGAUUCUGCAGAUCGCUUUAAAGGUUGGAUGACAGCACCAGGUCCAGAGAACACAGAACUGUCUUGUAAAAAGGUUGGUGACGGGAACCCUUUGCGUCUGUGGAAGGUAUCUACGGAGGUGGAAGCUCCUCCAUCAUCUCUGCUUCACCGGGUACUAAGAGAGCGUCACCUUUGGGAUGAUGACCUUCUGCAAGGAAAAGUGGUGGAGACACUCGAGCCAAACACUGAGAUCUUCCAUUAUGUAACAGACAGCAUGGCUCCUCACCCACAACGACAGUUCUUGGUACUAAGAAAAUGGCGCACUGACCUCCCUAAGGGUGGUUGCCUUCUGGUGUCUACAUCCAUGGACCAUACCACUGGGCAACUGGAAGAAGGGGUGCAGGCUGUGAUUCUCACCUCCCAGUAUCUCAUGGAGCCUUGUGGAAUGGGACGUUCCAAGCUUACUUACAUCUGCAGGACUGACCUCAGGGGACGUUCUCCUGACUGGUACAACAAAGUCUUUGGUCAUCUCUGUGCCAUGGAAAUUGCAAGGAUUCGGAAUUCCUUCCCACCCCUUAAUCCAUGUGGACCAGAAACCAAGCUCUGAUGACUUUUGAAUCCCUAAGUGCACUAUUGGAAAACAGAUAUUCAUUAAGAGACACACAGAAGCUUCAUCAGCCAAUUCCACACGUACAGGCUUCAAGGCGACUUUAGUGGCUGUUACUAUUUCUGGAGCUGUCUGUGCUAAGUUUUGAAGUGUCCUGUUGGGAAGGACAUUAUGGACCUUAAGGACAUUAUGCACCUGCAGAGAACAUAGACUUUAGCCUUAAAAAAUCACAGCAGGCAGUUUCUUAUCUGCUUGAAUGACUGCAACGUGCAUUACCUAGAAUACAGUGCCUCAGACUCCGGUUCCUACUGACCUUAACUGUUGCACUGUUUUACAGGAAGGCAUUAACAGUAUCAGUAUUAUUGUUUUGUGUUUUGUUGUGUCUUGUUUUUGUCUAUUUUUUUUGUUUGACUUAGUAAUACCAGUAAGCAGGUUCUUUAAUGCUUUCUUUUUUGUGUAUAAACCGUUUAUGUACAGGAAACAUGAAAUAUAUAUAUUUAUGUGUCUGCAAACCGCUUGUGAAGGAUCAGCUAAAUUAAACGGCUUUUUAAUUUGAAGCUAUGGAAACCAUUUACUUGCUGUAAAUGGGGGUUAUAUGUAUAUAUUUAUGAUACCUGCUUAAGAGUAUGACUGGACUAAUGUUAGCCAAGACUAUGAACCUUAUUCCUCUCCAAGGAAAUCCAUGUGGUUUCCAAAUAGGAAUUGGUUUGCUAAGGGAUCAAUCAAAACAAAUGAAUUUCUCUUAUCCCCUCCCCUAGCCCUUCAGUGUUGAAAUGCCAUUUACAUUCUCUUAACAUUUAGAGAUUUGGCAACUGACUUCAGGACUCGAGGGAUAAUUAGAAGUUAAUUAAGUAAAAGUAGAAUGUUGUGCCAAUUAAGUUACAGGUUGGCAGACCUCACCAUGACAACAGCUUCCUGCCAGUGCAGCAGAGACAGCAGCGCUAAUGCAAUAUUUGUACCAAUGUAGUAGGUUUAUGGUAUAUACCCUAAUCUAUGCCUUCCAAGUAAAGCAGAAACCUGACUUUUUUUUUUUUUUUUUAUUACGCACAUUCUAAAUAAAUGGGCCUUUUCUAAAAAUACUGAUUUUACUCUGUGUUUGAUAAAAGGCACUGCAUAAGGAUAAACCUUUCUAUUACACAUACUCUAGUAGUAGAUUGUUCUAUGACACAAACUCUAGUAGUAUAUUGUUCAGUAGUUUGCUAGGCAGUAAAUUUAGUUUGAGCCCAUUAAAUAUUACAUUGGUGUCUAAUUCCCCCUGUUAUAAUCCUAUGAGUUUGGUGAAUGUCUAGUUAUGUUUUUUUCUAUAUUUUUCUGCAUAGUUUCUAUUUCAAACUGUGAGGGGGAUAUCUCAACAAUGCGUGGGAGCAAUUUUGUAUUUGGUUCUUGCUGCAAUUGUACAAGUCUAUGUUACAAGGUGAUCUAUAAAUAAUGUACAGAUAAAAUUAUAAUAUAUAUCUAUAACUUUUUGUAUUAUUCUGUCACCAGAGGACUGUGCUAUGUACAGCACAGUGAGUUAUCAGUGUUUCUAUUUAAGGGAAGUUUUGUAAUAUAAUGAUGAUCCGCUUUAUUGACCAGGGAUAUAAUAAAUUGCCUAAACCAUU
Molecule: messenger RNA, 5715 nt
Organism: Bombina bombina (fire-bellied toad)
Lineage: Eukaryota; Metazoa; Chordata; Amphibia; Anura; Bombinatoridae
Gene: STARD8
Product: StAR related lipid transfer domain containing 8
Exons: 14
Coding region: 950-4114 (1054 amino acids)
Biological process (GO): regulation of Rho protein signal transduction; signal transduction; actin cytoskeleton organization
Molecular function (GO): GTPase activator activity; lipid binding
Source: RefSeq, a predicted model, not a curated record